Molecule: messenger RNA, 2691 nt
Organism: Asparagus officinalis (garden asparagus)
Lineage: Eukaryota; Viridiplantae; Streptophyta; Magnoliopsida; Asparagales; Asparagaceae
Exons: 3
Coding region: 1-2691 (896 amino acids)
Source: RefSeq, a predicted model, not a curated record
AUGAAAUUUGCAUCUUGGAAUAUUCGUGGUCUUAAUGACCCAAACAAAAGAUUUCUAGUUAAAGAUUUUGUUCUUCGUCAGUCAAUUGACGUCAUUGGUAUUCAAGAAUCUAAGCUUUGUAAACCAAAUGCUAGAAAGCUUCGUUCUAUGGGUGGUAAUCGUUUGUCACACUGGUCUAUCUUAGAUUCUACUGAAUCCAGAGGCGGAGUCAUGGUUGGUUGGUCAAAUUCUUUCAAUUUGAUUCGUUCAUAUGUGGGUAUCUUCUCCGUUUCUGUAUCUUUUCUUCAUAUAACCUCCAAUUGGCUCUUUACUUUCACUAAUGUAUAUGCUCCAAUUGAUAGAGAGGAUAAGGAGGAUAACUCUAAUAGCCUUUCUGUUGAUUGGGCCUUUUUGUACCCUGAUCAGAAUUCUAAUCUUUCUUCUCUGGAGGCAUCUUUUUCUGAAGAGGAAGUUAAACAUGCUGUUUUUAGCAUGAAUCCAAACAAGGCACCUGGUCCAGAUGGUUUUUCCCUACUUUUCUAUCAAUCUUUUUGGGACUUAAUUAAAUCAGAUUUGGUUGCUCUUAUUAACUUUUUUGGGGAUAAUCCUUCAUCUCUUCAUAGAGUGAAUAGAGUCCUCAUCACUCUCAUCCCAAAAUCUAAAGACAUUCCCACAGUUAAAGAUUUUAGGCCUAUCAGUUUGAUCAAUUGCAUUUUCAAAAUUUUUACUAAAGCUCUUGCAAUCAGAUUGGCACCUAUUAUGCAAGAUUUGAUUGCUCCCUCUCAGUCAGCAUUUCAAAAAGGCAGAUCUACUCUUGAUUCUAUUCUUAUUGCCAAUGAGAUGAUACACUUCUGCUCUAAGAGGAAAAAGGAAGUUGCUAUGGUUAAAAUUGACUUUGCGAAGGCUUUUGAUUCUAUAAGCUGGAAUUUUCUUAUCAAUUUGCUUAAAGCUAGAGGUUUUGGGGACAAGUGGUGCUCUUGGAUUUACUACAUUGUUUCAACUUCAAAUUGUUCAGUGCUUGUUAAUGGUUCUCCCUCAAAAUCUUUUACAUGCAAAAGAGGUCUUAAACAAGGAGACCCUCUCUCUCCCUUGCUGUUUAACUUAUCAGUAGAUGUUUUGAGUAGAAUGAUUAUGUAUAACGUGGAUGAAGGUUUGCUAUCCAGUCUUCAAAUCAGAGAACCCCUCAACCAUAUUAGGAUCUUGCAAUUUGCCGAUGAUACUUUGCUCUUUGUCAGAAGCACACUUAAAGACAUUAGCGCUUUGAAGGCUAUUUUAUACAUUUUUGAAGACAUUUCAGGUUUGGGCAUCAAUUAUUCAAAAUCAUCCCUCUUAUAUUUUGGUAAUAUUCAAAAUAGAGGCUUAUCUUUAUCAUCAGCCCUCAACUGCAGAUUUGAUAGUCUUCCUAUCAAAUACUUAGGUCUUCCUUUGAAAAGAGGUAAACUAUCAAAAUCUGAUUGGCAACCCUUGUUGAACAAUCUGCAUCAUAAACUUGCUUCUUGGAAGUGCAACUGUUUGUCCUAUGGAGGAAGAUUGGUUUUGCUAAACUCUGUUCUUACCUCAAUACCUCUAUACUUUAUGUCUUUUUACAAAUUACCAGGAUGGUUGAUCAAAGAAGUUGACAAAAUCAGAAGAAACUUCCUUUGGUCAGGUAAAUCAGUUUCUAAACCUUUCAAAUGCCUGGUCAAUUGGAAAAGGGUUUGCAUGAAUAAAUUAGAAGGAGGUUUGGGAGUGAAAGAUCUCAAAACUUUUAAUAUCUCUCUUCUUUCAAAAUGGCUAUGGAAAUGUCUUGAUAGAGAUUCUUAUAUUGGUGCAUUCCUUUACCAUCUAUAUGUCAGAAAAGGUUCUUCUUUGCAAUCUGUUGCUUCAAAAGCUUCUAACUCUCUAGUGUGGAAUGAUAUCAUUUCAAAUAAAUAUGUGUUCUUACAACUUCUAUCAUGGUCUCUUGGUUCUGGGGAUAAAAUCAGAUUUUGGGAGGAUAAAUGGAUUGGUAAGAAUUCCCUUUCCAGUUUAUAUCCAUCCUUAUACUCUCUAGCCUGGUCUAACAAUGUCUCUAUUCGUAGUCAAGGAAAUCUCCAAAACAACAAUUGGCAUUGGCACCCCCUCUUGAAGCGUAGCAUUACAUCAGUACCACAUUCUGUCAAACUGGAUUUCAUGAAUUGUAUUGGUAUGCACAAAAUUUCGAAUCAGGUGGAUAUUCCAUUAUGGUCCUUAACAUCGAAUGGCCUCUUCUCUGUUAAAUCCCUUUAUGACUUUUUAAUUUCCAGAGGCAUUAAAUCAUCCACAUAUAGUAUUGUUUGGAAUCCUCUCUUACCAAGCAAGAUUCAAAUCUUCACAUGGCUUUUAUCUAUGAAUCGUCUACAUACUAAAGACAAUCUCCUGAAAAAAGGUUGGCAAGGUGAUCCUUUGUGCGUUUUCUGUAAAUCUAAUCCUGAAACUGCAGAGCACAUUUUCUUUUCGUGCAAUUUUGCAUCUAAUGUAUGGAAACAUUUCAGUGAUUACCAUCUGCCUUUUACAUGGCCAUACUCUCUAGAGGAUCUUAUGCUAUAUAUUGCAUCUCUGGAUAAAAAGGAGGGAAUUCUAUGGAAAUGUAUUUUUCCUAUAGAGCAGGAAGAAGAAAGGAUGAUCUGUGUUUGGCUAAAGCCUUACAAGAAAGACCUGUUCCACGGCAAGGAGAUUAACAUCUACAUUUCUGUAGAAGAAGGAUGGCGCUGA